Messenger RNA from Nymphaea colorata (pocket water lily), 1346 nucleotides. RefSeq lists its product as uncharacterized. Lineage: Eukaryota; Viridiplantae; Streptophyta; Magnoliopsida; Nymphaeales; Nymphaeaceae. The record is from RefSeq and is a predicted model, not a curated record. The coding region runs from base 439 to 981 and encodes 180 amino acids. The transcript is spliced from 5 exons.
UGGCGAAGAUGGUAAACCUGUGAGGAUGGGCAGCCAUUAUAAAUUCUCCUCGCAAGAACACUCUCAACUAGAGAGAGGGCCCCUGAGAGGAGCCUGGUCAUAUAGAGUCCGCGUGUAGAGUCCCCGCUCUUGGCGGCGUCCAGGAAUAAAGAAAGUGGUUGGCUUAGGCAAAGGAAGAAUCAGGAGAGAGAAAAAGAAAAGAAAAGAGAAGCAGGAGGAGGAAGAAGAGGCCAAAAGUGGAGAGAGAAAGGAAGGGAAGAGAGGAGUUGGGUUCGUUUGUUGGCUUGUGGUUGCCCGUGGCCCUCCUUUUUCCUUUUCCCUUUGGUCGGUUUGGGUAGUUGGAGUUUAUCCGAUUUCGAGGGGUUGAAGUUGUUGUGGGUGUUGGUGGCUCGCUUCGACGACGGGGAGAGUCGCUUUAGGUGGUAGGGAAGAGCUCAGAUGGAAGGAGAGAGCGGCCAUGACCGCGUUGAGGAGCAGGCUCAGGGACAGGUCCAAGGCCUCCAGGCCGGCCGGUCCUCCUCCUUCUCUGAGCUCUUUGGUGACAAGGACUCUCGUACCAAUGGUGUCUUCGAGUCCGUCUUUUCUGCUUCCUCGUUGCCGCCGCCGUCGUCUUCAUCUUCAUCAUUAUCGUCAUCCCAGUGGUCUUCUUCUCCCAAGGGGAAUGUGAGCUCUGUUCCGGAGGAAUCUUGGAGGAAAGAUGGUGAUCACCAGUCAGACGAGAACACCAAAAAUGUCUCUGAUAUCAGUAUCCAAAAGGAUAACGGGGAGGGGUUGAACACUGAGCAGGUGGAAGGAGUUGAAUCCUUUUAUCUUAGCUCAUCUUUGUACUACGGUGGUCGGGACAUUUAUACUCCUUCACCAACUUCGCAAGCCCCAGGAAUCUCCAAGUUUCCCAAAGAUGGUAAUGAAGACGACCCGAUCUCGAAUAACUCAAACAGUGCUUCAAGGGGAAAUUGGUGGCAAGGCUCUUUGUAUUAUUGAACCAUAUGCCCUGGAAGAGUCGUUGGGGACCCAUGCUCCGCAAUGGAGCAUGUGCUUACUUAGUUGAAGAGUGUGCAUAAGUAAUUAACGGUAUAGGCCUUUUGGCAUAUGAUAUAUAUAUAUAUAUAUAUAUAUAUAUAUAUAUCCUCUGGCGUGUAGUUUUGGACACCAAAGGCGCAGUCUUGCAGUUUGUGUGACAAGUGCUGCGAAGCAUGAAGUACAGGAGAGACAUGCCAUCAAGCGCUGGCUUUAGGCUUAACUUCUACUUGACUCGAGAUUGUAUACUUUUGGUUUAUCUGUCGUGUAAAUUUCCUCUUUACUUGCGAGGAAAAGUUUUACUAUGAAUAAACUUCUUAGUAUACGUA